AUGUUGAACAGACGUCUAUGGAACCGCCGGCAGAAGAGUACGGGCAAGGACGGAAACCAACAAGGUACUACAUUCAGAUCUCGAUUGAUUCCUUUAUCCGCUGACAAGAACCUUCCACCUUUCGUGAUUGACGUCGAUAACCCCUCAGCAAAUCCUUCAGCUUCCAAUCUUUGGAACCCACCCAGCAAUUUCGCUAUCGAUGCGGAUGAUCGAGACAAAACUUAUAAAACCGUCAAAUACUGUUUGUCCUUAGUGGGAGUCGAUGGCGGUGCUUUCUAUCAGAGGGCGAAAGCAGACCUCAAAGACAGUGACUCGGAUUGGAUAUACGAGGAUGGGUGUCUGAUCUGCACAGAUGAUCUCGACGUUGCUAGAGCGUGUCUCUUGGCAUGCACCGACAAAAAAAAGCUUUACUGCCAAGACUGUGUCAAAGUCCUGCAAGAGAAGGCAGAUCAGGUUGGACGUGUUUCCUGUCCCUUCUGUAGACGCCAGGUCUACUUCAUCAACACACAAUGGGUAAUUGCCAACAACGAAGAAAAAAGGCGCAGUGCCAUUUCAGCUCGCAAAAAGCGAAAGCGGAAACAGAAGAAGUCAGCCAAACGGAAAAAGCUGGCAGAGCAGAAAAAGGCGGCUGUUCAAAAAAAACCUGAGCCUGACGAAGUCUCCAUCAUCGAAAUCACUGAUGACGAGGGAGGUGCUGUUAUAGAUGGAGAGGUUCUAGAAAUUUCAGAUGACGACUCAUGA
Messenger RNA from Marasmius oreades (fairy-ring Marasmius), 741 nucleotides. RefSeq lists its product as uncharacterized. The record is from RefSeq and is a predicted model, not a curated record. NCBI's taxonomy places the organism in Eukaryota, Fungi, Basidiomycota, Agaricomycetes, Agaricales, Marasmiaceae. The transcript has 8 exons. The coding region runs from base 1 to 741 and encodes 246 amino acids.